GCCCAUGCUCCUAUUUACAUUUGAUUAGAUCGAUCGUCGAGUUCUGGAACGGGGCUUUCGAUAUUCUUGACAGUGACAACAGAGAGAAUCAUCAAUUGCUCGACAAAGAUCUUGUGGACGAUAACCUUCAUGGCCAUGACUCUGGCAAGUGCGGAUGCAGACAAUCCAGCGGGACUGAGAUGUAUACCAGCUUAGGACGAGCCAUUUCUCAGAGUCAUUACCCAUACUUCUCUCUUGAACUGUCUUUCUGUCGAUUCCUUUGUUGGCACUCUGUACACAUCCUUCGGCAGCACGAAUGGAGACCGAGCAAUGAAAUACCUGAGAAGUGUCUGCCGGAGCUUGAGAACAAAAAGUGAAGAAGCCGAUGAAAAUGCAUAGGUGAUCUCAUUGGACAUGACGAAGUUGCUCUUGAAUGCCCUUUACCAACUACUGACCAGCGUCCGACGCGCUCAGUUUCGCGAUGAACUUCCCGCGCUGCUCGACUUAAUCCGCGACCUGGCCUUCAAAAUGACCGAAAUAUGCUCGAAAGACGACCUUGACGGUGUACAAAUCAAAAUAGAAGCAAUGCAGAACCUGAUAGCCAGAGCUAACCACAGCCUUGUCACACCCCGGGCGCGUGAGGAAGCUCCCCAGAUACUGGGUCGGCCUUGUCGUCUUUCCAAUGGAUAUACAUACCUGGCGGGAGACACGACAACGACUUCGCAGAAAUCUAUCAAGUUUAGAUCCUUCCUACUCACGCAGAGAUUGCCAGCGGGCAAUUCAGAUAUCUACCCUCUACCAACUUUCUUCAGCCUCACUUUCGCGCUGACUCUUCGCAAAGAUAUAUUGACUCAACAUUUCGACUUCUGCGCCAUGAUAAGUUCAGCUCAGCCAAGGAUAUCCUUCGAGAUCUGCUGUAGUAGAAUGAUUUGACACGAAUUCCUUGUCUCUCAGUCAAGGAUAGCGGGGCACAUUUCUACCUGGGAGCACAGGUCCAGCAAAUAUUUGUCAAUGAGAGAAAUGAGCUCGAAGCCACUGUAUCCUUUUCUACCCAUCAAAACUCUGCAAAAGA
Aspergillus alliaceus is the source of this 1051-nucleotide messenger RNA. RefSeq lists its product as uncharacterized. The record is from RefSeq and is a predicted model, not a curated record. Bases 394 to 912 code for a protein of 172 amino acids. The transcript has a single exon. Lineage: Eukaryota; Fungi; Ascomycota; Eurotiomycetes; Eurotiales; Aspergillaceae.